Molecule: messenger RNA, 750 nt
Organism: Capronia coronata CBS 617.96
Lineage: Eukaryota; Fungi; Ascomycota; Eurotiomycetes; Chaetothyriales; Herpotrichiellaceae
Product: GINS complex subunit 2
Exons: 2
Coding region: 1-750 (249 amino acids)
Biological process (GO): double-strand break repair via break-induced replication; DNA replication
Cellular component (GO): GINS complex; nucleus
Source: RefSeq, a predicted model, not a curated record
AUGGCCUUCUCGAACCCUCCAGGCCUCCUCCCCACCGAAGUGGCAUUUCUCUGCGAAAUGGAACAAGUGACCAUUGUCCCGCGCCAGCGGCUUGAGCGCCUCGACUUACUGGGCGGUACCACACGACCCCUUAUACCUCCACAACGAACAAAUUUACCCUUAUGGCUUGCCAUUCUGUUGAAGCGCCAACGUCGAGCGAAUAUCGUGCCUCCUCCAUGGCUGUACGUGGAAAGUCUCGAAGAGAUCCUGGAACUAGAGACCAAGCAUUUCCAAACCUCGUUCUCCUUGCCUCCCGCGCCCUCCUCGGUGGCCAGACAAACCGACUUCACGGGCAAGUCCUUCUACGCAUCGACUCCGUUCGUGGAAUCCUGCACGGCGUCCGCCGUCCCGAACGCGCUGCCAUAUCACUGGUUCGAAAUGUCAGAGAUGUUGCUGGACGCCGCGAGUGACGAUAUUUCCGAUCCCGACAGGGUACGGCAACUGCUGAGAGAUGUGAGGGAAGUCAGACUGGCCAAGAUGCGCAAAGAGGUGGAACUGUUGUCGGGCGACGGCGAAGGCACGCGCCUAGACGGCGUGGGGGCCAUGGAAUUGGCCGAGUCCCGAGGCUUCCUUACUGGGGUGAUAGAUGGGCUUCGUAAGAUCGAUGCUAGCCGAGAACAGGCGAGACGGGAUCGGGAGGAUGAGGAAAGAGAAAACCGAAGGUAUAACGACGAAGAUGAUGACGACGAGGAGGACAACGAAAUGACAUGA